Hibiscus syriacus is the source of this 396-nucleotide messenger RNA. RefSeq lists its product as uncharacterized. The record is from RefSeq and is a predicted model, not a curated record. Gene Ontology annotation, cellular component: membrane. The coding region runs from base 1 to 396 and encodes 131 amino acids. NCBI's taxonomy places the organism in Eukaryota, Viridiplantae, Streptophyta, Magnoliopsida, Malvales, Malvaceae. The transcript has a single exon.
AUGAACUUGGUCCAUAGCAACAAAUACUUCCAUAUCCUCUCUAGUGGCACCGAACGUGAUGGUUGGAGAUUCGUCAUUCUUGCACGUUUCUCUCCCAUCCCUUCCUAUGUCAUCAAUUAUGCUCUGGCUGCCACAAAUGUUAGAUUCAUAGUGGAUUUUCUGCUUCCUACUGUUGUUGGCAGUGUCCCGAUGAUCUUGCAGAACACCUCCAUCGGUAGCCUUGCUGGUGCAGCGGUUGCUUCGGCAUCUGGGUCUCAGAAAUCAAAGGUUUGGUCAUAUAUUUUACCUUCACUCGGGAUUAUGUCAAGCAUUGUUAUUUCGUUGAGGAUCAAGAAGUAUUCUAGGGAUAUUAACAUGGUCGAAUCUUCUUCUACUGAUCACUCAAAAAGUGAAUAA